This is a messenger RNA of Aspergillus campestris IBT 28561, 1647 nucleotides long. Its product is annotated as GMC family oxidoreductase. Gene Ontology annotation, molecular function: flavin adenine dinucleotide binding; oxidoreductase activity, acting on CH-OH group of donors. Bases 1 to 1647 code for a protein of 548 amino acids. The record is from RefSeq and is a predicted model, not a curated record. The transcript is spliced from 2 exons. Lineage: Eukaryota; Fungi; Ascomycota; Eurotiomycetes; Eurotiales; Aspergillaceae.
AUGAUGAACUCCUCCUUUCUCCCCACGAUAGUGGAAGAGCUCCCUGCCAGUCGGCGGCAAUUCGACUAUAUAAUCAUCGGCGGCGGCACAGCGGGCUGUGUCAUCGCUGCCAGACUCGCCGAGAGCUUGCCCGAUGCCACUAUUCUUAUGAUCGAGGGCGGCGAAAGCGAGCUGGGCAAGGAAUCAAUUCUGAAUCUCAAUGGCGCGGCUGAUUUAUGGGGUUCUGAAGCAUAUGAUUAUGCUUACAAUUCUGUACCGCAACCCUAUGGAAACAGCAAUAUCAUCCAUUCCCGCGCAAAGAUGCUAGGCGGUUGUUCGAGCCACAAUGGAGCUAUCUCAUUCGCGCCGCUAGCAUACGAUUGCAAGAGGUGGCAAGACCUAGGCGCCGAGGGCUGGACACACGCCGAAAUGCUGCGUCUUAUGCACAAGCUGCGCAACAAUAUAAUCCCCGUCGACGAGCGCCAUCGCAGCCAGCUAGUCAAGGACUGGCUCCAGACCUGCUCGAAUCUGUUCGGGGUCCCCUAUAUCGAGGAUUUCAACCGCGAGAUCGAAACCCGCGGAAACCUCACCCAGGGAUGCGGCUUUCUCAGUAUUGCCUACACGCCUGGCGAUAACCACCGCAGCAGUGCCAGCGUGGCUUAUAUCCACCCCAUUCUGCGCGGAGAGGUCAAACGGCCGAACUUGACUAUUCUGCAGAAUACGUGGGUGUCGCGGAUUUUGUUCCAGGGAGCUACUGCCACCGGUGCCGUUGCUACCACUCACGCUGGGGAGGAGUACUCACUUACCGCCACGACCGAAGUGGUGCUGUGCGCCGGUGCAAUCGACACCCCGCGUCUGAUGCUGCUUUCGGGCCUCGGUCCGCGUCAACAGCUGGCUAAACACGGCAUCCCCCUCGUCCACGACAUCCCCGGAGUCGGGGAGAACCUCCAAGACCACGCCGAGACGAUGUACAUGUGGGAGCUGAACGACGCUGUGCCCCCCGAGCAGAUCUCCAUGGGUUCGGAAGGCGUCAUGGUGCUACGUCGGGAGGAGUUCAACGCCCGCGGCGAAGACAACGGUGUCAUGGACACUCUCUUCCACAUGUUCACUGUCCCGUUUGACACCUACACCAAGCCAAUGGGUUACGAAACGCCCAAGAAUGCCUUUUGCGUCAUACCCUACACGCCCCGCCCGGCGUCCGUCGGCCGGUUAUGGCUCAAGUCUGCGAAUCCAAAGGAGAAACCGGCGCUCGACCAGCGGUAUUUCAGUGAUCGGGAGGGAUACGAUAAGGCGAGCAACUUGUUUAUGUUGAAGAUGACGCGCCGGAUGGCCCAGGCUGAGCCGUUCAAGAAGUAUCUGAAGCGGGAGAUUGCGCCGGGGGUGCAUAUUGUCUCUGACGAGGACCUUUGCGAGUAUGGUCGUAAGGUCCAUAAUACAGUUUAUCAUCCUUGUGGCACUGCGAAGAUGGGGAAUGUGGAGACUGAUCGGAUGGCGGUUGUGGAUCCGUCUUUGAAGGUGAGGGGUGUCAAACACCUGCGUGUUGCGGAUGCCAGUGUGUUUCCUUGCAUGACAUCUAUCAACCCUAUGGUUACAGUGUUGUCAAUUGGGGAACGCGCUGCCGAGCUUAUUAUUGAGGAUGCGGGUCGGGCAGAACGGGCUGUACUGUGA